GGUGAACAGAAAAUGGCGGAGAAUACAGCAGGCAGAAGGAGUCUAGUUUUUGAACCCCCCAACUUGGGUGAAGAUUCAGAUGAUGAUCAGCCCGAAAGUCAUUUAAAUUUUCACUGGAAUGAUGAAGGUCUAGCAGAAGAAGAAGAAGAAGAAUCAGAAAGAGCUUUAUUGCCAGAGCCUGAUGAACAACAUGAUUUAAACGAUCUGAGGAUUGUGCUGCUGGGAGUCUCUGGUGCUGGAAAGAGUCCAACAGCAAAUGCAAUACUGGGUCAAGAGGCUUUUAAGGAGAGCAGAACGAUAGAAAGUGAGAGACAGAGAGGAAGAGUAGAAGACAGAAACAUCUCCAUCAUCGACACUCCAGGCUUCUUCAACACUCACCUGACUGAUGAAGAGCUGAAGAAGCAGAUGAUGAAGAGUCUGGAUCUCUCUGAUCCUGGUCCUCACGUCUUCCUGCUCGUCAUAAACCUGGAGAACUUCAUUGAGGAGCAGAGGAACGUUGUGGAGCAAAUCCAGGAGAACUUUGGAGCUCAAGCUAAGAGGUUCACAAUGGUGCUCUUUAUUGGACGAGAAAAAAUAUCCAGAAGAGAAUGGAUUCAAAUCACUGAGAGUGAAAAAUAUAAAGAGCUGCUGAACUACUUUGAGGGAAGAUAUCAUGUGAUAAACAGCAAAAAUGAAUGUGAUCCCUACCAGAUCACGAUGCUCUUAAAGCGUAUUGAUGAAAUGAUGAAGAACAAUGGAGGACAAAACUACAGUAAUAGACUUCAACUGAAUCCUGGAGAGAAGGAUGCUGCAGACCAAGAAGAUCUGGAAGAGAUUAGAGGACUGAUACGGGAGAUUGCUAAAGAAAGAUUGCGCUUUAAAUUGGAUCAGAGGAUUGUGCUGUUGGGUAAAACUGGAUCAGGAAAGAGUUCAACAGGAAACACCAUCAUCGGCAACUCUAAGUUUAAUCAAGGUGUUUCCUCUAAGUCUAUUACUAGACGCUGUCAAAGACGUGUGACAACAGUGGAGGAUAAAAUCAUCUCAGUGAUCGACACUCCAGGACUAUAUGACACAUCAAUGAGUGAAGAAGAGCUGAAGAAAGAGAUCAAGAAGUGCAUCUACAUGUCUGCUCCUGGCCCUCAUGUGUUUCUGCUCGUCAUCAGACUGGGUGUGAAAUUCACAGAAGAAGAGAAGAAAACAGUGAAAUGGAUUCAGGAAAACUUUGGACAAGAAGCUUCUCGUCACACCAUCAUUCUGUUCACUCACGCUGAUUAUCUGAAGAAGAUUUCAUUAGAUGAAUACAUCAAAGAAAGUAAUGAUCUCAAGGCUCUUGUUGAUGAGUGCGGUGGCAGAUUUCACUCAUUCAACAAUGAAGACAUGAUUAAUCGCUCUCAGGUCACAGAACUGCUACAGAAGAUUGAUGAAAUGGUGAAGAACAAUGGAGGACAGCACUACACUAAUGAGAUAUUUAAAAAAGCCCAGAGAAAGAUUGAAAAAGAGGUUUCAAAUCAAAAAUGGUGGGACUAUGGAGAAACAAUAGGAGUAGCAGCAGCAGUAGGAGUAGCAGCAUUAGUAGGAAUAGUAUUCGCAAAAUGAAAAUAAGGAAAGGAAAUGAAUCUGAUUGAACAAUGGCCAGAUCUUCAUAUACUAAUUUCUAAUUCAGUUUUCUAAAAUAUGUAAUGAGAAUUGGAUUGAGAUUUUUUAUUAAGAUUGCCUACUAUAUGGUAUGUAUAUUGAUUAGAUUAUUUUAUCUGUUGUAUUGUGAUUGUCAAAACCUGGAAAUAUAUCUCUCAUUUUCUUCCUCAUCAGCCUAAACAAAAGUGCUAUUUCAGUCUCUAAGAAACUCUCAACUAAGAUACCAAAUUAAUCUGUACUGUUCCUACAUAAUUUGUAACACAAGCCAGUGGUGAAAUAUCUAGUUAGAAAUCUUAGACCUUUCCAGUGAUAUAUACAGUAGUCAACAUUUGAACCUUUCAUCAAAGUUGUCCUAAAACCUUCAUCUUAGGACAACUUUGAUUAACUUUUCUGAUCCACUUCAAAUGUUGACUUCUGUAGUUUGUCAUGAUUAGAUCAGGAUUUAAUUGUAUAUAGUGAAGAAAACAUAGGUGCCCCGCUGAAGGGACGGUGACAGUUAAAGCAAAUAAACAUACCCGGAAGAACCGAUGCACUGCUUCGAUGAGCACUUCCAGUAACCAAUUCUGCUGUGGUAAAGGUCCAUAACAUUAUUUAUGAUGCACUUUGAGCUUUACAACUUUGCAGACUGUUUACAUUUACAUACAGCUACAUUACACACUGCAUGAAAGGUACAAUGAUCAGAAAUCCAUAAUAGGGGCACAAUAAUGAGAAAAAAUGAUAAUAAACUAUUUAAGGGCGGAUUAGAACCCAAACCUCUGACACGAUUAACAAAAGUUCUACCACCAGACCAUUUUCAUGCGGAUCUACGUAUUUUUUCACUAAUGUAUAUACUCUCUGGACUAACAAUAUAUUGUAUUAUAGAUGGUGUAAGGAUGAACACAUUAAACAU
This is a messenger RNA of Megalobrama amblycephala (Wuchang bream), 2503 nucleotides long. Its product is annotated as GTPase IMAP family member 8-like. NCBI's taxonomy places the organism in Eukaryota, Metazoa, Chordata, Actinopteri, Cypriniformes, Xenocyprididae. The coding region runs from base 13 to 1575 and encodes 520 amino acids. The transcript has 6 exons. Gene Ontology annotation, molecular function: GTP binding. The record is from RefSeq and is a predicted model, not a curated record.